CGGCAAACAUCGCGGCGCUUCGUGUCAGGUCGUAGCCUAAGGCAUAUCUCUUCUUUUUUCAAGUUAUCACCCACAACAUGCUCAACAACACAAUACUAUUGUCUGAUGGAGGACUCGGCACUACUCUAGAGGAUCACUUCCAUCUCCCGAUCUCGCACACCCCAUUGUGGUCAGCGCGGAUCAUCCUUGAUGCACCAAAUACCCUGCAACAAGCCCAUCUUGCGUUCCUCGAGGCUGGAUCAAGGGUCCUCCUCACUGCGACCUACCAGGCUGCAUUUGAAUCGUUCGAGCGCGCAGGAUACUCUCAUGAAAUCGCUACUGAGUCUAUGCGUAAUGCCGUUCACAUAGCGGACCAAGCCAGACAUCAAUUUUGUAAGGAACACCUCGACAUCAGUCCGAAGGAAAUCCAUAUCGCACUCUCCCUUGGUCCCUUUGGCGCUGUACUUGCCCCUAUGCAAGAUUUUGGUGGGAUUUACCCUCCUCCGUAUGGGCCGCGAGCCUACAGUGACUCAGAUGAAAAUACGACUUCCUUCGGGGAUGACAUUGAAGCAAAGAAUAACUCCGUGAAGGCAUUGACACGCUUUCACGAGGAUCGACUUCGGGUAUUCACGUCUGAUAAAGAGACGUGGGACAAGGUCGACUUUAUCGCGUUUGAGACGGUGCCGCUGGUGAGGGAGGUGGAAGCGAUCAGGCAAGCAAUGGACAAUAUGAAAGAGAUUAUCAGUCCCAAGCCCUGGUGGAUUACCGCAACGUUUCCCAACGGCAAGUAUCCAGACACUCGGCAACCUGGAGGGGAUCGCUAUACCCCUACCGAAGCGGCCAUCGCUAUGAUACGCCAGGACAACGAACUACCAGUACCAAAUGGUAUUGGAAUCAAUUGCACAGCGCUCAAGUAUAUCCCGGAGUUACUUCAAGAAUUUGAACGGGCGAUGGACGGGAAUAGGAAACUGUUUCUAGUUUUGCACCCGAACGGAGGUGGCGGAUUUGAUUUGUCUACUCAAGCAUUCCGAGAACCCGAGGAGAAUGAUCGAUGGGCAGAGGAUCUGGCCAGCCUCGUCAAAGAGGCCAAAAAGAGGGGAUGGAACGAGAUCAUCUUCGGCGGUUGCUGUAAAACUGGGCCAAGUGACAUCAAGGCUCUGGGGGAGGCGUUCAGUAAGGAGUAGGUUAGGGCGUGGCAAAGCUAAACCGCGGCCUUUGUUGGUCGAUCAGUGGUAAUUGACAUACUUUGGCUGAUCCUGGUAAGUAGAAUGAUGGAGGGUUCUUGCCAGUGACUCGGAGGUGGAUAAAAUAGGCAUCCCCAUGUACUUGCCAUAUCAGCCAACAAAAGAAAAAGAAACCCAAAAGGGCAACAGAGGGGCAGUGUCGAUUGAGCAGUGUUUCAACACCAUCUA
Suillus fuscotomentosus is the source of this 1391-nucleotide messenger RNA. Its product is annotated as Homocysteine S-methyltransferase. Gene Ontology annotation, molecular function: S-adenosylmethionine-homocysteine S-methyltransferase activity; zinc ion binding. The transcript has 3 exons. Bases 78 to 1163 code for a protein of 361 amino acids. The record is from RefSeq and is a predicted model, not a curated record. Gene Ontology annotation, biological process: S-methylmethionine cycle. Lineage: Eukaryota; Fungi; Basidiomycota; Agaricomycetes; Boletales; Suillaceae.